AUGCUCAAUAGGUCAGUCACAACAGGAACGCCUGUGGAGGUGGAUGAGCACGCAUUUGCAAUGUGGCGUGAUCUAGUGGAUAAUAGCGUCGAAUGUGAACUAUGCAAUGAACCAUAUGAUGAUAAUGAUAAUGAUGAAGGCCACAUUCCACGUCUCUUGACGUGUGGACAUACUUACUGUCAGAGCUGUUUGGACGGCUGGGCAAUGGCAGGUGCAAGUCUUGCAGGAGCUCAGAGCGGAGAAUUGGCAGUAAUGGAGUGUCCUACGUGUCGUCGAGUAACACGAUUUGACAAGUUAACGGGUGCCCGUGCUCUUCCUAAGAAUUAUGAGCUCGUGCGCGCCCGUCAGGAGAUGGAAAUGCAGACUCAGAAUCAGCUGCGCAGACUAAAGGAGGCGUGGACGAUACAAGUAAAGGAGAAGGAGCUUUUAGCAAACGAAGCUGAAGAGCACGCACGUAUAGCGCAGAGAGAAAGUGUACAGGCCUCGCAACGCGCCAUGUUUCUGGCGAAACAGGUGGAAAUUAAUGAACAGGAGAAGAAGCGAGCACAGGAAUUAGCCGAGGAAGCGAGACACCGCGCGUUGGUGGCAUCGCAGCAAGCUGAAGCAUUGCAGGCGGAGACGGAAAAUCUAAAACGUCAACUGCAAAAUGAUGCGGCGCAACUUGCUCGAGUGCAACUUGAUGCCUCUAGUGCUGCAGCGGUGGCAAAGGAGCUGCAUUCCAAGGCGGAACAGUUGCAGCAGCAAGUAGACUGUGUCCGUGCACAGCUGUCGCUACAUGCUGGAAGACAUGACCCUAGCAAGUUGGUGGUGCUUGUGUGUGAACCGACGACAGUGGGUUCGUGGUUGCUCCCAUACACGAGGUAUGCCGUGAUCAGUAUCGCCAGUGACACGAUAAAGGGUGCACAAGCCAUUGACCCGUACCAAGCUGCUAAGACAUGGACGCAUCUUCGUCAAGUGGAAGAGCCUUGCUCCUCAGUGAAGGUAUAUCGUCGGUACAGCGAUUUUGUGUGGCUGCAGCGUGAGCUACAACGUCAAUUUCCAUUUGAGCUAGUGCCCUGUGUACCGGGGAAGCAGAUCUUCUUUAACAAAGAGAAGGAGUUUGUUGGUGAACGCAUGCGGCUAUUGCAAGCUUUCUUGCGCGGUGUAUUACGACUGCCGCUUCUCUCUGUGACGGAAGAAGUACGUGCUUUCUUAUUGUCGACCACUGAAGAGCUCGAAAGUCUUCGACGUGCCACUUCUAUCUACUACAGUAGUUUGGAUGGUGACGAUCUGUUGUUGUCGGUGGACGAAGACUUACCCAAUGACGAGGUAGAGCCUCGAAGUGCAUUGUCUCCAGCUAGCAGCUCUCCAUCAUUGUCAAAAGAAACAACACAGAGUAAGUGCAGCAGUAGUUGGAGUGCAUGGAGUGCUGUUUCGGCCAUAACUUCAAGCGCUGCAAAGCUAGUCACCACAACUGGCACGGCUCUUUCUGGCAUGAGUUCGAAAACCGGUCCAGCAGGUCUCCCGGAAGAUUCAGAAUUGGAAUUGUCAAGAAGUUUCUUUAAGACAGAAGAAGCAGAUGCAUCAACUCAGGCAUGCAUUGAUCGUCGUCGUAAAUAUAUAGACGUGGCAAGGUCGUAUCAGCUAACAGCUCAAAAAGGAAGCCAACUAUCACGAGCUUCGCGUCAACAGUCGUACCACUUACACCGCAUGUGUGAACUUCUACAUGAUAUGAACAAGUUGGAUCAAGAUCAUGCGCAGCGGCGCCGGCAGAGACUUGCAGCAUCUGAUGACUUGAGGUCCCGUUUGGAUGAUGACGAUGACGAUAUGGAGACUCGAGCCUUUGGUGAGCGAGCAUCCGAUGUAUUUAGUGCCAUUUCUCUUAACACAAAAAACGAUGCGGAUUGCAUGGAGUACGCACUGUUGGAGGUCGUCCGCAUGCAGACACUAGAGCUUGGAGGCAUUGAGGAUGCUUUUGCGCGUGUCCGUUGUCGUGAGGAGGCGCUUCAAACGCAGCAGACAUUAACUGCAUCGAGCAUGAGUCCGCCGGUAGCCAGCAUUCCGAGCAAUCGUGGAGCUUCACUUUCCGCACUGUCCCUCAAAAACGAAGAGUUGGCAACACACAGGCGCGAGCUAAACGAAAAAGUGGCAAGUCUGGACCCAGGCCGCUCGCAGUUUGUGCUGGACGUGCUUGGUAAAAACACGAGCGAGAUGUACAAGCUGGCAAAGACUAAACGAAAACUCUUUCAGGCCUCGCAGCAGCAACUUAUUGGUGUGAGGCGCUAG
Peronospora belbahrii is the source of this 2265-nucleotide messenger RNA. The record is from the annotation of a GenBank genome assembly. NCBI's taxonomy places the organism in Eukaryota, Oomycota, Peronosporomycetes, Peronosporales, Peronosporaceae.